Paramuricea clavata is the source of this 1582-nucleotide messenger RNA. NCBI's taxonomy places the organism in Eukaryota, Metazoa, Cnidaria, Anthozoa, Malacalcyonacea, Plexauridae. The record is from the annotation of a GenBank genome assembly.
AUGGACAAAGAAGAUGGCGAGAAUGAAGAAACAAGCAAUGAGAGCGAACGAGAGAAUGAUACGGUAGACAAAGAAGAUGGAGGGAACGAAGAACAAGGCGAUAGAGCAGACAGUGGUGUGGAACAAGGAAAAGGAAACGAGAAGAAGGUGCGAUAAAUAAGAAAUAGGACGACAAGCGUUCACUUUCUCUAAACAGAUAUUAUUUUAGGAAUUAUUGAUCCUGAAUCUUUCAAUAGUUUUUUUUUCACUGAUUUCAGAAAUUGACGGGUAUUGAAUUGUUUGUGGACAUGUAUGAAAAGGUGAUGAAAACAAUAUGUUAUUUUAACUAAGUCACUAAGACAUUGUGAACAGGCACGCAAUAAAAACGUUCAAACUGCCUAACAGGUAACGCAUGCAUUAAUUUAUCUUAGAUGUUUAUAAAAAACUUCUUGUUUAGAAUGAAAUUGGUUGCAUCAUUAGUACAAUUAACGACGAAAAUUGCUGCGACAAGUUUAUCGAAAUCGCUUACGAGUUGUUGCAAUCGGUCAAAAGACAUGAACAAUCUGCAACUCACGCAUUAAGGUAUAUAAUUUACAUUCUUAUUUAAAUGAAUUAUACCAGCAGGAAUGGGAAAUCGAUAUCUAUAAUACAUCCAAUCACUGAUAAAUUUUUGUUAACUCGUUAGAUAUAAAUUAAAUUACUUUCUAUAGAUCACGUGACUUGGAAGCGAUGGGAUUACCACUCGAUUAUGUGGCGAGUCGAGAAGGAAAUUUAUUCGAAGCACUCAGCAUCGAUCCAGAUAGAUUGGCACUAGAUGCGUUUCUUUACGGUAUUGAACACCAGUGUCAUUUGGCGUCUGAGGUUAGAAAUGUUUUAUAUAUCAUAUGAUCUCAAUCACAAACCACUUAUUGCAAUAGUCUUGUAUAAUUAUUUUAAUCCAAUGGAUUAUUACAGCGCUCAAGACAAACAAACACAACGGUAUCAGGGGAAGAUAUUAUGAAAGGCCUGAAAAACUUCAACACUGAAGGUAAUGAUGCUCUUCGUAGAGGAAUAUGUAAGAAACUGUAUGUUUGAAAGUGACUCUCAUGAAGAGUAGUUGCGAAGUGUAGGUUAUCCAACUACCUUAUUAAUAAGAAAACAAUUUCUUCCACGUUUUGAGCGAAGGGCAUUUGUUCACUAACUUCUUGACAAAGGGCCUUCGUUCAAACGUCGAACAAACUGUUUUCCUAUUUUUCAGGUAGCUGAACUAGCUAUUCUCACAUCGCUACCUACACGAGCAUCCCCCGCGAAAGACUUUCUUGAAGAGUCACUUUCAAACACACAAUAACUUUUUCAUUCUCUGGACUUUUACCUGACAGAUACACACUUUAUGUGUGUUGCAGGAGCACUUCGUGCCUCUUUGGAGGUUUGGCGUCCGAAGCACGAGGUGUUUCAAAUCUAUUCGCCUUGUAUCUGUCAGGUGAUGGAGGGAAUUGGUAUUGUUGACCAUACGGUUGGCCAAACGAUUAAGGACGACUCGGUGUACGUUUUGUUGGAGACCAAAAUGGAGAAACGGCCAACACGUCACCAUGCAAAAAGAAAGCAAAGCUACAAGUGCGUAUGA